Messenger RNA from Cheilinus undulatus (humphead wrasse), 3247 nucleotides. RefSeq names its product PRA1 domain family, member 2 (gene praf2). NCBI's taxonomy places the organism in Eukaryota, Metazoa, Chordata, Actinopteri, Labriformes, Labridae. The coding region runs from base 12 to 548 and encodes 178 amino acids. The transcript has 3 exons. Gene Ontology annotation, cellular component: membrane. The record is from RefSeq and is a predicted model, not a curated record.
CUGGUGUAAAGAUGGCAGACGUGCAGCCGCCUCCCCUCCGCACCCUGGAUGACUUCCUCCUCAGCUCGGCUCGGUUCGCGGUGCCGGACUUUAGGGACCUGGACCGGUGGAACAACCGGAUCAUCAACAACCUGCUGUACUACCAGAGCAACUAUUUCCUGAGCGCCCUGCUGCUGCUGCUGCUGGUGGGGUAUUUCCAGCCCUUCCAGAUGUUUGUUGGAGCGAUCGUGGUCACCUUGUGCUUCCUUGGUUUUGUCUGGGCCGCUGAGAACCAAGCUCCUAUACGCCGUUUCCGUAGAAACCACCCUGCUGCCGCCAUGUUGGCCAUUCUCCUGGGCAGUUACCUCUUCAUAUCGGUGCUGGGGGGCGUGGCCGUGUUCCUGUUUGGGAUAGCCUUCCCUAUACUAAUGGUUCUGGUCCACGCCUCGAUGAGGCUACGCAGCCUGAAGAACAAACUGGAGAACAAACUGGAGAGCAUCGGGCUGAAGAGGACGCCGAUGGGACUGCUGUUAGAGGCUCUGGGACAAGAACAGGAAGCUGGAUCGUAGAAAGGAAGAGGAGGAGGAGGAGGAGGAGGUGUGGAAGGGAGGGGGGAGGAAUUAGUGCCAUCUGAUGGAAGGAAAUGGGUAUGAGUGGAAAAAGAGAGGGUUUCUGCAGGAAGAGAAGAGAUUUAAAGCAAAAUGAAGUAGGAAGAAAAAGUCAGGGACAAAAAAAGGAGAUUUGAAGUGCUAAAAACAUUUAACAUGAAGUCAACAGUGAAGGAAGUGAGAGUUGGAACAGAAGAUCACAUCAUUGCUGAUCUGUUUUCCCCAAAACUUGCACUUUAAAGCACAUUUUUCUAACUUAAACACAUGUAUGCUCCAAGACUGCGCCAUCACAGCCACAUAAACAUUCACAAUCAGCCGUUAGAAUAAAUGGAAUUAUAAAGGCAGAAGAAGAACAGACAUGCUCCACAAAGCGAGCUCUACAUACUGCUUUAAGCUCCAGUUAGAGAUACGGAGGAUCAUGAAGCAGCUUAUCUCUGAACUCUUCCUGCUCCAGACUCUGAGUGCGCUCACAUAAAAGGGCGUUUAGGGUCUUCUGAUGCUUUGUCAUCCCUAAAAAAGAAAGAUGAUUGGCUGAUCUACAGAUUGCAUAAUGAGCAGAAGAUGGAUGCAUUGCUGAAGGAGUGCCAGAACAAUUAUACGAUGCAUUAGCAGCUUUUCAGUCAGGACGACUUUGUAAACAGACUUGAUUAGUGGUUAUAAAUAUUUUUCUUCAUUAGCCUUUAUUAGUUAUACAUAUCACCGUUAUUUAUAUUUGGCUGAGCCUACAGGAAAGGACAGUCUGAGGCAGCAGGAGCAGACAUCAUGAAGGAGGAGCUGGGGUGGAGGAGGGUUGCAAAAAGUGGUUAGCAGAGGGAGCAGCAAAGCUUAGCCAGGCUGGAGCAGUUUAAAUAUGGCAGUAUGGGUGCGAUUAGCCAAUCGCAUGCUUAGUGUGAAUCAACUGGCCGUCAGCUGAUGAGGGCUGUGCGUGAGAUCUCACUUACAGGGCAGUGCUUGACUUUGUGGCCUACCUGUUCUAACGCUAUACACUCAAUUUAUAUCCGUUUUGGGCAUUCAGAUACCAAAUCCUUCGUGCUGUGUAGACACACCUGUACUGACAACAGAUAUCUGACAGCUCAGACUGCAUACAGGACGGUUUGGGAUGUCUUCAACUGGAUUGGAUCAGUUGUGUGAAUAACUAAGGCCUACUAUCUGGCAAUAAUGGAGGAAAAAACAACCACAACAUCCCCAGCUUCAUCAACAUUCCAGCCUCUGCCUUUAUAGAUGAUGCCAUCCUUUUUAGCCUAUAAAACAUUCCAUCCUUGCCUUUUGCAUACAGGCCAGCCAAUGCCACCAGUAGUUGUCAUUCCAAACCAGGACCCUACCAGAUUUGUUGGCUAGAUGGUAGAUCAGCAAGUCCUUUAAAAUGUAUGACAACACGAUGGAGAAAAGCUGUUAAAGAGGCACCGCUAGUCUCUUAGCUCUGGCUAGAUGGCUCCCAUUCAUUCCGAUCAGCAUGGACAUGAUUCAGGAUUUAAAUGUGGGUUUAUAAGACAACGGGAAUACCAUUGCAGUUUUCUUAAAAAAAAAGAAUAAAUUCAUCACAACUAAGUACAAAGUUGCAUGAUCUUUUCCCUUCUCAGUAGUAAACAGUAUAGUCUCUUCUCCCAGGCUUUGCAGAUAAAAUCUGCCAUAAAAAGGCUCCUUUCUUGAAGAAAAACUCAAGUUUUUUGCAGUCAUCCAAUAAUAAAAGUCAGCCUUCCAUUCCAGGCUUUAUAAAGUGUUUAUAUUAUUUUAGUGUUUCACUAAAAUAGACUCAGAUAAAGGAGGUUAAUGCAGCAGAAAACGUGUUCAAAGAGACGUUUAUCCCCCACAUAAUCCAGUAUUUCAAAUGGGAUUUAAACCUUUUUUUCUGAGUCUUUUCAGGAACUAAAUGAAGUAUAAUUUUAUUUACAGCUUGUAUUUUUGUUGUUUUCUUUAAGAACAGAAGGAAAAGACUCAGCAUGGCUGAGGAAUAUUUAAAAACACUAGUGAUAGUGGAGGAAUGAGUUUGUAAAGUUGAGCAGAAUGAAGGUUUUUGACAAACUGAAAGCCAUUUGAACGCUUGGAAGCUGCCUGUUUAACCCUUUACUGUACUGCUUUGUUUAAGCCAAGCAUAAAGACAUGGGGAUCUGUUUUUAAUAUGUGGUACCUACCUCUGCAGCAUUUAUUUUCAUUCAUCUGAGGGUUUCAAAGAAACAUUCCUCCUCUGUAUUACAGCUUUUAUAAACUCUUUGCUAAAGUUUUCCUUCAGUGUAACACCACUUCCUGUCCAGAUCGUUCACUAUGAUGCAGAAAAUGCUGACUUGUGUUUUUACAGAAGUAUUAAACGUACAUGUAGGGCUGUUUUUGUUUUAUUCUAUGUGCCAUUGAAAGCUUGAUAUUUGCCUUGUAUGCAUUUAUUUAAGACAUGUAGCUGAUGUAUUUAAACCUGGAGCAGUUUGCUCGGCUCUGUCCCUAAAACUCCUGAAAAACAUUCAGUAUAAACCGUUUUAUUUCUUUCUAAAGGUGUGGACUCUGAAUGUUCUGACUCACCCACGCAUCUUUGACUGUCUUAAGAUUUAUUUAAGAUUUUAUAAAUAAAGAAAGAUUGCAGAGCUGCAGGGUGUUUUGGCUUUUUAUUGAUCUACUUUUCUGCCUGUUUGGAUCAAAUACUUGGGACUUAAAAACAAACACUGAGCAAA